CUCUGUUUUUAUCAAAUAUGUAAAUAUUAUUAUCAUGGCCACAGAUAAAUUUCCCCCAAGGCCAUCCAGUUAAUUGUCAUUAAAUUUAAGAAGAAUUGACGCGAACUCAAUACCUGUCCCAUUUAAAUAUGCAUAAUAAUGUAGCGUAAAAUAUAUAGGUAUUAUGCUCAACAGGGUCACCUGCUAGAAUUCCACGAAUUGGGUUCAACUUUCUUGUUACAGCACAGGAAGUAACGCUUUUAGACUUCUUCCCGGGAAAAAUAGAAGUUGCUGCAAUCAGAAACAUGUGCAAAGGAAUAACUCUCAAAAGCAAAUAAUCCUGGAAAUGUUACCUUUUUACUGCAAAUUUUAAAAAUACUGUUGCAAUUUUAAAAUGUCUGAACCGAAAAGGAAAGUAGACAUGAACUUUUCUUUAUCUGCAUCUUCCGUUGCGACGCACGUGUUGUUGGUCGUUGCAUUUCUGUACUUCCUUUGGUCUGCCUACGAAAUUUCAACUUUGAAGAGUGAAGUAAAGGAGCUCUCCAAAAUCGUGGCAUCUAUAUCUUUUCCUGCAUACAAAGACAAUGAAAAAGACUCCAUAGAAUCAGUUGUAGCUGUGAAACAAUUUGUUAGUGUUUCAGAAGAAGUGAAAAGACUAAGAAGAAGUGCCGACAAAAAGAAAACCCAAAAGAAGAAACCUAGAAGAAACAAAAGAAGAAAUCGCAGAAGAUGCAAAUGUCCACCAGGUGCCCCUGGUCCCCGAGGAGAAAAAGGAUUUCCUGGCAUUCAAGGUCCUCCUGGAAAUUUAAAAGGUGCCCAUUUUAUUACCAGUCCACCGAGUUUAAGAGAUUGUGUAGUUACUAUAGAAGACUUCUAUUGCCCUUCAAACAAAACAUUUUGGAGUCGAGAGAAAUAUAAAGCUAUUCCAUAUUUUCAAGAAGCUGACUGGAUGAAAAAUGAAUAUCAAAACACCAUACUGGUGCUUAAUACGGACAGACACGAAUCAUUUGAAGUACUUCAGUCAGGACUUUAUCUUUUGUAUGCCCAGAUAGAGAAAUUUACGAAGGAUACUAGAGAAUUCUUCGGAAUUUUUGUUUCGAACAGAAGAAUCUUUCACUGUGCAGACAGUAUUGAUAAAUAUGAACGAAACGAAAUAUCGGAUUUUUUCAAUGCGAAGGAGAAGACGUGCAAUAUGAUGGGACUACAUUAUUUAAAGAAAGGGGACACAGUUCAAAUAAAAGUGAUUACAAGCGACACGGCUGUUACAAUAAGCCCAGACAAAACUUUCUUUGGGGCAGUUCUUCUUUCUUAGAUUCGUUAUUCUGUGCUCAAUGUAAGUGUGAUAAUAUAAGUAUGUGAGAAAUACCAUGAAUAUAAUACCCAUAUUUUAUGUUUAUUGGUGUUCAAAAUGUAAGUAUUUGAAUCCUUAAAUGAGAACUCAUCUGAUCAGACAGACUAGGUGGAAUGUCGUAUAAUCGACUGUCACCGAAAUCCCGAUUUAUAGUUUAUCAGUUGAGUGCAUUUUAACUCUGUGGUAACAUUCAAACCAGUAAAACAUUACAGGAAAAUAAUUUUUGCAUCUGUGAAUACUUUUAAUCAAAAAAUUAUGAAGAUAUUUUAAUUGCAUUUGCACUGGCAAAAUAUAGAAAUAUAAGACAUUUCUUAAAUAUUGAUCUCAUAAAACGUGUGCCUUUAUGUGAAACUUUAAUCAGUAAACUUAGCUUCAUGUGAUAAAGUGAAAAUACAGAGAUAUACGGGUUAUUGUUCAUGUCUUGAAUGUUUAAACCUCAUGUUUUCACCAUAUGUAUAAUAUUUAA
Messenger RNA from Saccostrea echinata, 1796 nucleotides. Its product is annotated as ectodysplasin-A-like. The record is from RefSeq and is a predicted model, not a curated record. NCBI's taxonomy places the organism in Eukaryota, Metazoa, Mollusca, Bivalvia, Ostreida, Ostreidae. Gene Ontology annotation, biological process: immune response. Gene Ontology annotation, molecular function: receptor ligand activity; tumor necrosis factor receptor binding. Gene Ontology annotation, cellular component: membrane. The coding region runs from base 374 to 1291 and encodes 305 amino acids. The transcript has 8 exons.